AUGAGUUCUUGCAGCAACGUGUGUGGGUCCAGGCAGGCACAGGCUGCAGCCGAGGGUGGGUACCAGCGCUAUGGAGUCCGGUCCUACCUGCACCAGUUUUAUGAGGACUGUACCGCCUCAAUGUGGGAAUAUGAGGAUGAUUUCCAGAUCCAGAGAUCACCCAACAGGUGGAGCUCAGUAUUCUGGAAGGUCGGACUCAUCUCAGGUGCAGUCUUCGUGAUCCUCGGAUUGACUGUUCUGGCAGUGGGCUUUCUUGUGCCCCCCAAAAUCGAAGCAUUUGGUGAAGCCGAUUUUGUGGUGGUUGACACGCAUGCUGUCCAGUUCAACAGUGCUCUUGACAUGUAUAAGCUGGCAGGAGCUGUUCUCUUCUGCAUCGGGGGCACAUCCAUGGCCGGGUGCCUGCUGAUGUCAGUGUUUGCAAAGAGCUACUCCAGAGAAGAAAAAGUCCUCCAGCAGAAGUUUAAAGAACGAAUCGCAGACAUCAAAGCCCACACCCAGCCCAUUACAAAAGCCCCGGGGCCAGGGGAAACGACAAUUCCAGUCACUUUGUCCAGGGUUCAAAAUGUUCAGCCUCUAUCGGCAACCUGAAACCUUUUCCACCCCAGUUCUUCUUGUCUGAUUUAUGCCUGUGGUUAAAAGCAGCAGGCCGGCUUUUGAGAGGAAGAAGAUGUGGCAUGGACUGCCCGAGGCUGUGUUUAGCUGUGGGCAGCACAGUGGGUGGACUCACACUUGCUCAGUCCAGGCGGCUCUGGCGGAGGUCAGUGCCAUGCCUAAGUCUGCACACGUGCAUCCAGCUACUUAAGACGGGUGCUUCCUUGUGCCUGGCCACCAGGAGCUCCCUGGAACUCCUCUUUCAUGGACUGUGACUCUGUGUUAUUUUCCAUGUUAUUUGAAAGUGCCGAACAGUUUAGACCAGCUCACCAAUGGCUAAUGUGGUUCACUUGAUUUUCUAAUGUUGGUUUAUCUACUCUUUCCUUUGUGGUGCUGUCUUCCAUUCCUGUCUCACUAUGUGUAAAAUUUUGUCAUGUGUGUUCAUAGAAACGUGGAAUUUUCUCAUUUUGAUCCGAAUAUGUCUUUUAGCUAUAUCUUGAUAUGAGGUUCCUGACAUUGAAUACAAAGUUAUCAGCAUUCACAAAUCUUUUUGUUUUCUCCGUGGUAUUUUUUCUCCUUUCAGAUGAAGUGCUAUUCUUUUGCCCAGGUUGGAGUGCAGUGGUGAAAUCAUAGCACACUGCAGCCUUGAACCGCUGGGCUCAAGCGAUCCUCCCACCUCAGCCUCCCAAGCAGCUGGGACUACAGGCACCUGCCACCACCCCCAGCCAAUAUUUUUAAAAAAUUUUUUUAGAGGCAGGAAUUUGCUAUCCAAUUUAUUUUAAAAAGCUAAAAUUGCCAACUUUCAAGUCUUGACAAAAAAAAUUAAUUUUAAGAGAGUCUACUUACACAGUGUUCCAAAGUACUGAACUAGAAACCAGGAAAUUUCAGUUUCUUCUACUCCCUGUGUGACCUUGGGGAAAUUAUUUAACCUCUCAGACCUCAUUUUCCCCUUCUGUAUAAUGGGAGUCCUGGAUCAUAAGACGUCUGGGCUCUCAUCACUCAAACAUCCAAGAUUCCAUUUCUGUGGAAUCUCAUUUUAUCAUCGAGUCUCUCCCCAGCAGGUGUUUGUAAUGUUUUGUGGCUCUCGCACAUGGUGGCUUCUUUCAGAAUUAGACUCCUGGAAAGCCACUGAGUCAGCAGCCUUCACACUAUCUACCCUUAAAUAGUCAACCCCAGCAAUGUAUACAAUGCCGUCAUAUUUUUAUAAAAACAAGAGUAAGCCAUCCUCAAAUAAGGAACCCCUUGGUAGAUAUUAACCUUAAAAGGGGUUUUGUUCUCAAACAAGAUGCUUUGUGGUCCAGCAAGACGUUCAUCUCAUCCUUGCACUUUUUUUUAAUUUGUGGAUUCAGAGUAGACUGAGGAAAAUGGAAAAUGUGACCUUGGUAUUUUCUUAGAAUUGUACCACCUUACAGCCUGUCUUUUUUUUUUUUUUUUCCUUCCUCCACUGGAUAAAUAAAAUAUAUGAACGAGCAGAA
Callithrix jacchus (white-tufted-ear marmoset) is the source of this 2066-nucleotide messenger RNA. RefSeq names its product neurensin 1 (gene NRSN1). The record is from RefSeq and is a predicted model, not a curated record. Gene Ontology annotation, cellular component: neuron projection; transport vesicle; neuronal cell body. Gene Ontology annotation, biological process: nervous system development. NCBI's taxonomy places the organism in Eukaryota, Metazoa, Chordata, Mammalia, Primates, Cebidae.